AUGGUGAACCUGGAUGUCGAAAAGACUCUCUCUGAGCUGAACUUGGACGAAAAGAUCGCUCUGACAGCCGGUACCGACUUCUGGCAUACAGUGCCUAUAGAGCGCCUCAACAUCUCCUCCGUGCGCACUUCCGAUGGACCAAACGGUGUUCGUGGAACUCGCUUUUUCAAUGGUGUUCCCGCGGCAUGUUUGCCAUGCUCGACUGCUCUGGGCUCAACAUGGGAUGUCAAUCUUGUGGAACAGAUUGGAGAACUCCUGGGUGAUGAAGCCCGAGCUAAAGGCGCACAUGUCUUGCUAGGCCCUACAAUAAAUAUCCAGCGAUCUCCCCUAGGAGGUAGAGGAUUUGAAUCCUUUUCCGAAGAUGGUCUUCUCUCCGGUAUUUUGGCAGGUUAUUACUGUAAAGGCGUGCAGUCCAAAGGUGUCGGCGCGACCCUAAAGCAUUUUGUCUGCAAUGACCAGGAACAUGAGAGAAUGGCUGUAGAUACCAUUGUUACACCCCGCGCUUUGCGCGAGAUUUAUUUGCUGCCUUUUCAGCAAGCCCUCCGCAUCUGUCAGACCAAGUGCUUCAUGACCGCGUAUAACAAAGUGAACGGCUAUCACGUGAGUGAAAAUGGUAGCAUUAUUGACGAUAUCUUGCGCAAGGAGUGGAAAUGGAAUGGUCUUAUUAUGAGCGAUUGGCAAGCGACCAUCCCCUUUUUACGUUCACAGCUUCUCCCUAACAAUAAUCAUUAUAGGUUCGGUACGUAUAGCACUUCUGAAGCAAUCAAUGCCGGGCUGGAUCUCGAAAUGCCUGGACCGACCCGCUGGCGAGGAAGUAUUUUAUCCCAUGCCGUAAAUUCUAGAAAAGUGGCCGAGCAUGUUCUCGAUGAAAGAGUGCGAAACGUCCUCAAGCUGGUCAACUAUGCCGAAGAGUCCAAGAUCCCCUUUAACGCCGAAGAAAAGGGCCUCAAUAGACCUGAAGAUCAAAAGCUCCUCCGCAGAGCUGCUGCUGAGUCUAUAGUGCUACUAAGAAAUAACGGAAACGUGCUCCCGUUCGACAAGAACAAGUCCAUCGCAAUUAUAGGGCCGAACUCGAAAGUUGCGUCCUACUGCGGUGGCGGUUCAGCUGCCCUCCCAGCCUACUAUGCAGUAACCCCAUUUGAAGGUGUGAGCAAGGCAAGCAAGGCCGAGGUCUCAUUCGCACAGGGCGCUUACGCUCAUCAGUGCUUGCCUCCCUUAGGACCGUUACUGAAGACUGUUGAUGGGGACAAGCGUGGCUUCAGCUUCAAAGUGUACCUUGAACCGUCCGAAGAGAGGAACAAGGACACCAAGGCUGUAGAUGAGUUGCAUCUCAUCAGCUCGACGGGAUUCCUCGCUGACUACAAAAACCCACAUCUCAAAUCUGACCUUUUCUAUGCUGAGAUGGAGGGCGUAUUCACCCCGGAAGAAGACGGCUUAUACGAUUUCGGUGUUACAGUCAUUGGCACUGGAGGACUCUAUAUUGACGGCGAGCUUGUGGUGGAUAAUUUCACCAAGCAACGACAAGGAACUGCCUUCUUUGGUAGCGCAACAGUGGAGGAGUACGGAACAAAGGAGCUCAAGGCUGGUACUCCAUAUAGGGUCAUGUUCAAAUACGGCAGCCGACCCACGUCAAAAUUGGAAAACCGAGGUGUCAUCGACUUUGGCCCGGGCGGGUUUGCCUUUGGUGCAAGUAAGCGUCGUGAUUUGGAGGAGUCUAUUCAGGAGGCAGUAGACCUGGCAUCAAAGGUCGACCAGGUCGUUAUUGUUGCAGGGUUGAAUGGUGAAUGGGAAACCGAGGGCCAUGACAGAGAGCAUAUGGAUCUGCCACCGGGCAGCGACGAAUUGAUUUCUCGUGUGCUCGACGUCAACCCAAAUGCGGCCGUCAUCAUCCAAAGCGGCACUCCUGUGACCAUGCCCUGGAUAGAAAAGGUCAAUGUCCUAGCCCAGGCAUGGUUCGGAGGAAACGAGCUCGGAAACGGCCUUGCGGAUGUUCUAUACGGCGAUGUGAACCCAUCUGGGAAAUUAUCGUUGAGUUUCCCUGUCCGUCUUCAGGACAGCCCAUCGUAUAUCAACUUUGGUUCUGAGAGAGGCCGAGUUCUGUACGGUGAGGAUGUGUAUGUGGGUUACCGCUACUUUGAAAAAACCGCAACCCGUACCCUAUUCCCAUUUGGUUAUGGGUUGUCGUACACUGCCUUUGACCGAUCAGACCUCUCGUUGCAGGUAGACUCAGAGAAAGAAGUUCUAGAAGACGGCGAGAUGGUCACAGCUUCUUUGACUGUGACUAAUUCGGGAUCAGUUGCCGGCGCAGAGACAGUGCAGCUCUGGAUUCAGCCUCCCAAGAUCGCAAAUAUCCAGCGACCCAUCCGUGAGCUCAAGGGGUUUACAAAAGUGUUCCUACAGCCUGGAGAGAAAAAGAAAGUUUCUAUCUCGGUAGAGAAGAAGAUAGCAACCAGCUUUUGGGAUGAAAUUCGGAAGUCUUGGGCAUCAGAGAGUGGUGAUUACACAGUUUUGAUUACGGGAACCGGAGAUGAGGUGCUUUCUGCUCCACUCACUGUUGAGAAGAGUCGGUAUUGGCUUGGUCUGUAG
Molecule: messenger RNA, 2586 nt
Organism: Talaromyces atroroseus
Lineage: Eukaryota; Fungi; Ascomycota; Eurotiomycetes; Eurotiales; Trichocomaceae
Product: putative beta-glucosidase I
Exons: 2
Coding region: 1-2586 (861 amino acids)
Biological process (GO): glucan catabolic process
Molecular function (GO): beta-glucosidase activity
Source: RefSeq, a predicted model, not a curated record